GGUAUAGUCCGACGCUCAAGGAGAGAGAGAGCGCAGUUGUUGGCUGCAGGUCUCUCUGAGAGGAACGCGCACAGCGGCUGAGGACACAACACUAGAACCCGUCUCUAUUCUGUCUCUACUGCCCAGAGUGCGAGUCUGAUUCUCUCCUUAUCUCUGCCUGCCAUUGUCAUCAACUGGGGGAUACAAACACCAUCGAAGAAUCAGUUUGAAAAGGACAGCCGGCCCUCUCAGCCCCCUCCCCACACCCCAGUGAUGCUUAGCUGCUGCUGGCAGGCUGAGCUCAGAACAGGCGAUGGGCAGACAGUGUGUUUUUAGCAGUGGUAUUGACGAGUAAGGACCACAGCAGCAUCUAAACGGACCAAAGUGACAUUUGCAGCUGUAUCCCAGAGGCCCACCUUGGCAGUUAGAGGAGAGGUCAUCACCAUGACAGCGUCCUCGCAGGACUCCACCGCCUCGUCUAUGGCUGGCCUCUUCCUGCUCCUCCUCUUUCCAACUGUCUUCACGCAGAACUCUGCUGUCCCGGCGACCCCAACCCCGUUGUCGUUUGACCCGCUGACCCAAACAGAGUGCACGAAGAAAGAGCAUCCAAAGGUUUCCAUCCAAGCACUCAGUCCAUGGAUUUCCACUUUCUCCCACCUCGGCGUGAGAGACUACUCCCAGCUCACCCUUGACCUAACGAGGAAUGAGCUUAUUGUUGGUGCCAGAAACCACCUGUUCAGACUCGACCUCAGUAACAUGUCGCUGAUACAGGCGACAGAAUGGGCCCCGGACGAGGAAACCAGGAGGUCCUGUCAGAGCAAAGGCAAAACAGAGACUGAAUGUCAGAACUACAUCAGAGUCCUGCUCGUGAACAAGACUGAGGUCAUGACCUGUGGAACCAAUGCUUUCCAGCCACUAUGUAUUACCCGAGAGGUGGGCAACAUGAGCAGUGUGCUGGAGCGGGUGAAUGGUGUGGCACGCUGCCCAUACGACCCUCGUCACAACUCCACGGCGGUGGUGACAGAGAGUGGAGAGCUGUAUGCCGCCACCGUCAUCGACUUCUCUGGCCGUGACCCCGUCAUAUACCGCAGCUUGGGUGGCAUGCCCCCUCUCCGGACUGCACAGUACAACUCCAAAUGGCUCAAUGAACCCCACUUCAUCUCAGCCUACGACAUCGGCCUCUUCACCUUCUUCUUCCUCAGGGAGAACGCAGUGGAGCACGACUGUGGCAAGACUGUUUAUUCCCGUGUGGCGCGAGUCUGCAAGAACGACAUCGGCGGGCGAUUUCUCUUGGAGGACACCUGGACCACGUUCAUGAAGGCGAGGCUCAACUGCUCCCGCUCCGGAGAGAUCCCCUUCUAUUACAAUGAGCUGCAGAGCACCUUCUACCUGCCCGAGCAAGACCUCAUCUACGGCAUCUUCACGACUAAUGUCAACAGUAUUGCAGCAUCUGCGGUGUGUGCCUUUAACCUGAGCGCCAUCACCCAGGCCUUCAACGGGCCCUUCCGCUCCCAGGAGAACCCUCGCUCCACCUGGCUUCCCACGCCCAAUCCCAUCCACAACUUCCAGUGUGGUACUAUAGAUGACGAGGGUCCCAACGAGGGUUUGACGGAGCGCAGCCUGCAGGAUGCUCAGCGGCUCUAUCUGAUGAACGACGUAGUCCAGCCGGAGUCUGUUGAUCCACUGGUCAUGCAGGAUGACGUUCGCUUCUCUUACCUGGUCGUGGACAUUGUUCAGGGCAUGGACACCCUCUACCAUGUUAUGUACAUCAGCACAGAAUAUGGCACCAUCUUAAAGGCACUGGCUACUCCCAAUAAGAACCUACAAGGUUGUUACUUGGAGGAGAUGGAGCUUUUCCCACUGGGGGUGCGAGAACCAAUCCUGAGCCUGCAAAUCCUUCACAGCGACAGGUCACUCUUCGUUGGGCUCAACAACCGAGUCCUGAAGAUCCCGCUGGAGAGGUGCUCCACCUACAAAACUGAGACGCUGUGCUUGGAGGCCAGGGACCCCUACUGUGGCUGGGACUUCAGGCAGCGCAGAUGCACCACAUUGGAGGACAGCUCUAACAUGAGCCAGUGGAAGCAGAACAUCACUGUUUGUCCGUUGCGGAACCAAACCACCAAUGGUGGCUUCGGACCCUGGGCGCCAUGGCAACCCUGCAACAAUGAUGAUGGUGUGGAUGGUGUGAGCUCCUGUUUGUGUCGCUCCAGGUCUUGCGAUAGCCCUGCCCCUCGAUGUGGAGGCAAACACUGCGAGGGCCCCACUAUUGAAGUCUCCAACUGCUCGAGAAAUGGAGGCUGGACACCCUGGUCGUCAUGGGGACAGUGCAGCACAACCUGUGGUACAGGCUUCGAGUUGCGCCAGCGUUCUUGUAACAACCCUUCACCCCGACAUGGUGGCCGUGUGUGUGUGGGGCCAAGCAGGGAUGAGAGGUUCUGCAAUGAAGGGGUGUCCUGUCCUCAGCCUAUCUUCUGGUCCCCGUGGGGCUCCUGGACCAAGUGCAGCACCGAGUGCGGGGGAGGUGUCCACUCCAGGGUCCGCACCUGUGAGAAUGGCAACAGCUGCCCAGGAUGUGCACUGGAGUACAAGGCCUGUAACCUGGAGGCAUGUCCCGAGGUAAAGAGGAACACACCUUGGACCCCCUGGAUGCCUGUCAAUGUGACUCAGGGCGGUGCUCGUCAGGAGCAGAGGAUGCGCUACAUGUGCCGGGCCCACCUGUCUGAUCCCCAUGAGCUGCAGAUCGGACGCAGGAAGGUGGAGACGCGCUUCUGUCCCAACGAUGGUACUGCAGCCUGCGAGACAGAUACCCUUGUCGAGGAGCUCUUGAAGACACCAGUGGUAAGAGUGGCAGGCGCCGGCUGGUCGUCAUGGGAGACCUGGUCGACUUGCUCACAGAGUUGUGCCAAAGGCUACCGCACCCGUUGGCGAUCCUGUGCCGGACCAGAGGGGAAGAGCGCCCCCGUUGCAUGCCGUGGCUCGCCUGUGGAUUACCAGGACUGUAACGUCCAGGCAUGUCCUGUAAAAGGUGCAUGGUCCUGCUGGUCAUCCUGGUCUCAGUGCUCAGUGGGUUGCGGCGGCGGUCACUACCAACGCACACGCUCCUGUAACAGCCCUGCGCCCGCCAAUGGAGGGGACAUCUGCAUAGGACUACACACUGAAGAGGCCCUGUGUAACACACACACUUGCGAUGAUGGUUGUGCAGCAAGAAGGGAGCAGAUGGUGGAGACUGAGCAGCCUGUCGGUGGCUGGAUGGCCUGGUCGCUGUGGUCAGCCUGUGAUGAUUCAGGCUUGCAGAUGAGGAGUCGGGUGUGUGGUGCUCAGGGCAACACCCCCUGUGUGGGGAACAACACUCAGCGCAGAGACUGCAAUGAAAUACCUGUCAUUCUCCCUGCAUCUGGUUUUGAUAAGGACCAACACUGUGGAGCAUUCACCUCCAUCCACUUAAUCGCCACUGGUGUUUCCUGUUUCCUCGGGGCGGGGCUGCUGUCCUUCCUGAUCUACGUCUAUUGUCAACGUUUCCAUAAGCCUUCGCAGGAAUCUGCCGUCAUUCACCCCACCACCCCGAACCACCUCAACUACAAGGGCAACACCACGCCAAAGAAUGAGAAGUACACGCCCAUGGAGUUCAAGACGCUGAACAAGAACAACCUGCUGCCAGAUGAAAGAUCCAACUUUUACCCAACGCCACUCCAGCAGACAAACGUCUACACCACUACCUACUAUCCCACAGCGCUUGGCAAGUACGACUACCAGCCCAACUCCUCUCCUUCGCCAUGCAGGACCUACAACCACAGCAACAACAGCUGAGACAUGCCCCGCAACUGGCUCUCCAAACCCCCCUGCCACAGCCCCAAACGGACACCAUCCCAAUGCCAUGGUGACAUAACUGAACCCACAUGACCUGAAAUGAUUCUCAGAGCUUGGGCAGGUUCCUCUGUUCGCCAUCGCCCCUCUCCUCAUUCCCGUAGUCUCUUCCGCAUGGUAGGGUUUGUGUCUUUAAAAGUGUUUAUGGAACUUUCCAUCAGGAGAUGUGGGUUUGGAUGACGAGGCCUGUGUCCUGGUGCAGUCAGGGACUUAUGCAACCAGCUGGGAGUGUGUUAUUGUAAGGGCCUGACUGGAUAUAGCAGUGUCAACCCAGAGCUUCAUGUGGGGACCUAGUGGGAAACUCUAGCAGGACGAGUGAUGGCUUUAGACAGAUUACGAUCAGAACACCUCAGCGCAGGUGCUGAGUCGAGCAUCCACAAUUCCGGAGACGAACGUGAACAGAACAUUAAAAAAGUUUCAAUUUCAAUUGCAUUUCUCUGGAUCUGGAUCACCAUUUCACACCUCUCCAUUACUAACCACAUUCUCAGCCUGUAAUGAACUUUGAGUCUCUCGACAACAAAAGCUAUUGAGAACAAAUGGUGCAUAUUGUUAUGUUCCUGCCACACAGCACAUAGCAAGAGAACAACAACAAAAGAGAAAACUCAAGGAAGUCGAUGAUGAAAUAAAUUAGAGAUCAAUAUCAGCUUGGUUGUUAGGGGCGAAUGCAUGCCCUCCAUUAUUGGUAUUUCACAUACCAGAAAAGAUAAGAAAUCCAGAGUCAAUUAAGUUUUUGGACGGUCACAACACUAAACAUCAGCCUGAAUUGGAGAUAAAUAUUCUGUAAAUCUGCUUAUGAUCUGAGUCACACGCCUUUUGUGGACAAGGAUGUUCACUCAUAAAGUCUGAGCAAGGGGCAUUGUGGGAAGAGGUCUGAACUGUACAUAAAGCUUUGGGAAUGCCUUGGGUGCCUGUAUGCAAUUCAGGGCAGGGGCGAGAUUAGUUUUCUUUCUAUUUCUUCUGUUUUAUUUUUUUCCAAGAACAAGAAAGACUUCUGAAAGGGAAUUGAUUUCCAAUGGAUGCAUCGAUUCUACUGAGUACUUAAUAGCUCGGUGGUCAUAUCAAAUAUGGCCAGUGUGCUGAAGAACUGGAUUGGGUUUUCUAUGAUGGUAGAAUAAGCUAGUAGACUGGCACGUUCUUUUUUGUAAUGUUUGUUUUUUAAGAUAUUUGUUUUAUUCUCAGACAAGUCGUAGCAUAGAAGGAAAUAUUUUGUUAAAUAAGAUAUAGAUUAUUAAUUCUUGUUUCUCUAAUUUCACUUCACUGAAUGAACACAUUCCUUUGUUUUCUUGGUUUUUCAGAAAGUUGCAUCUUCAAUACAUUAAAUGUUAACACAAAGAUAAAACAAUAAAAAAAUUAUUGAUAUGGUUUUUACAAAGAAUGACUAUAACAAAACAUCCAUUUGGCCCUGCUUGAAAAGAAAAGAAAAAAAAACAACAAAAUUAUGCUUGCUUAGAAGUUUGCCUGUGUGAAGGUCAAAAUGAGAGCAUGUGUGUGUGGAUGUGCGUACAUGCAAACACAUCUCUGCGUGUCUGUAUGCCUGAAUGAGCAAAAGGGGGUUGCUGUAUUUUGUACAAUGUAAAUGUUUUCAUACAUAUGACUAUUUACGAGGAGGUCUGUACAGGCGAUUUUUGUGUGUGUGUGUGUGUGUGUGUGUGUGUGUGUGUGUGCAUUUUUUUCCACAUUCUAUCGCUGACACUCUUGGCGUUCUGCUGUUUUUUCUAUAUUUCAUGUAUGAGGUGUUAAUCAUUGUAAGUUAAAGCAUCGCGCCUCUGGUUCCUGCGGAGGUGGAAUGGACACUAUUUAUAGUCAAAGCUUGGUUUAUAAAGGGCAUUUUCACAGCUAUAUUUUAUUAUUAUUAUUGCCUGAUCGAUGAAUGCUAACCCAGCAAUGCUUUCCAGUUCAGCUACUGUACAUGCACGAGAUGAGAGCUCUAUCUGUAUAUAGGAGCAACAGCCUUCUGCAGCCCAUUUAAUGACACUGCAGAGGAUCGUGUAAAUGUAUCUGUAUAUUGUAUAGCUAACACUGUUUGUUUAAAAAAAAAAGCCUUAUAGUUGUUUAAAAAAAGUGCAGCAGCUAAGUACACACCAACCAUGAGGUUUGUUUGGGGACAGAGCUCCACAAUGUGACCGACCGCCUGUGGCUUAUGACCUUUCCCAGCUGCUCAAACAUCAAAUUUCCAGAGACAUGUGAAUCCAGACUGAAAAUAACUCUGCAUAGCACUGAUAAUAUGAGUGUAUCAAAUAUUAUAGACUGCAAAUAGUCACAUAUAAUGGAGAAAAGGAAUUCAGAAGAAGUCAUUUUGAUCUAAACUAAGCCUCUAUUGGCCUGGUCUGAAAGCCAGUCAUCUGAUUGGUCAAUGUUGAGCUCUGUCCCCUGCGAUGUGAGGCUCUGUGUCCUUCUAUGCAACUUACCAGGUGUACUGUUAGACCUGUCAUGUAGACUGUAAUCACUGCCUUUUAGACACUGUGAAUUUUUUGGUACCCUAUAUUUUUGUAUAUUGUACAUUAUAAAGGAUAAUAAACCUUGAUGCCAACACAA
Messenger RNA from Siniperca chuatsi (mandarin fish), 6378 nucleotides. It is a transcript of the gene sema5ba, whose product is annotated as sema domain, seven thrombospondin repeats (type 1 and type 1-like), transmembrane domain (TM) and short cytoplasmic domain, (semaphorin) 5Ba. Gene Ontology annotation, biological process: semaphorin-plexin signaling pathway; axon extension; negative regulation of axon extension involved in axon guidance. The transcript is spliced from 25 exons. NCBI's taxonomy places the organism in Eukaryota, Metazoa, Chordata, Actinopteri, Centrarchiformes, Sinipercidae. The record is from RefSeq and is a predicted model, not a curated record. Gene Ontology annotation, molecular function: chemorepellent activity; semaphorin receptor binding. Bases 424 to 3786 code for a protein of 1120 amino acids.